CGCUCAACUAGUAUAUUUUAGUUGACUGGUUCUAUUUGAAAGAUUAGCCCGUGUGCAAGGCGGUUAGGAUGGAUUUUAAAAUGCACGAAUAUACUCACGCCGUGGUAGGACGUGUGACGCCGGCACUGCCCGCCACUGACCGGGCCUACUUGAAUGAUGCGAGGCGCCAACACGAAUGCUACCUGCGUCUCCUUAGCGAGCUGAAUGUGGAAGUGAAAGAAGUCGACCUGCCAGAAUCCUUCCCGCAUAAUGUGUUCAUUGAAGAUGUGGCUGUAGUUUGCCAUGGAAUAGCUUUAAUGCCAAAAGGACUGACCACUGCUGAGCAAGUUAAAGCUAAGGCGGUGAGACGAGUCUUGGAAAAAGAACUGAAUCACACAAUCAUCGAGUUGACAGACCCGGAAGCUAGAAUUGUUGGCUCUGAUGUACUUUUCACAGGUCGUGAGUUCUUCGUGGGCAUUACAGAGGCCAGUAACGAGGCCGGCGCUCUCGCUGUCGCAGAGGCUUUCCCGGAGUUUCCCUGUACCCCGAUUAAGGUAACAAAGGGAGCGCAUCACCUUAAAAAGUACGUGACGGUAGCAGGCCCCGAUAUACUCUGCGUCGGUAAUAGCAAGGAGGCCAAAGAGCUCCUCAAGCGGAUGGAAAGAGAGGCCAAUUUUGCUUAUCAAACACUGACGGUGCCUGAGGACGACGCCGCUAAUUGCCUUUACGUGAAUGGUACGCUCAUUCACAGGGCAAUUGAAGAAAUCCCCGAGUCUUUCAAGGUGUUUUGUGAAAGAAUUGACUUCGCUCGCAGAUCCAUCUGUUUCUCUGAAUUGGCCAAAAUCUCCACCGGACUCAGUUCCUGCAGCUUGCUCGUGAGGAAGAUAUAAUCGGCCGCAGCACUGUUACAAGUAAUUUAAAACCAUUUUACCUGAGCAGAGCCGGAGUACAUUGUGCAUACCUAGCUAGUAUGUAAUUACUAUUCUAUUUAACCAUGAUAACCAAGUCCCUGUCUCAAGUUACAAUUUUACAGUGGACCGUGUAGCUGGUUUAUUUGUAAAAUUGUGAUUUAUUAAUAUAAAUAAGUGAUCGGGAUCAGUCGGAAGGCGGAAUACCUCUUAGCUGGCGUAGCGUAAACUACCAAGUGAAAACUAAAAUUUGGUAUAGAGACCGUGCGUGUUGGAGGGUCUGCCAUCUCGUGACCUGAAUCGGAAGCGAAAACAAUUCACGCUUCUAAGCAGGUGCUGCCCCGUACACUUCACACGCUGGCUCUAUUUCGCAUAGUAUGGUCUGCCAUCUAGUGGCUUAAAUCUAAAAAUGGAAACUUGACAUAAUGCUUCGCACCUAUGAAUAGGGGGCUUCUGUGCUGCCGUCUACAGUAAUGUUCAUGCACGCCCCCUAUUGGCACGCAGCCGCCACUCCCAUUUCUAUAGUUUUGACAUUACAUUAUAAUUAACUAUGUAUAUCCUAGUUCACACAGUGAAACUCUGUGAACUGUGUAAUAUGGGUAAAUGUAUAAUAAAACGUAUAAUUUAUUGUCCCAAUGUAAUGUUUAGCAUAAUUAUCUUUUAGUAAAAUCGUUAUUUUACAAAUACCUACUGUAAAUUAACUGACGACGUUAUUAUAACGCUUCUAUUUACCCCACUAAAAAUUAUUGCAAUGUCAUUUUAAGCUAGGAAAAAUAAUGCAAAAUUAAUAUAGUUACUGAACCAUUCAUUAGGACUAAUAAAUUUGCGUAAAGGUACACCCUGUUUCAAUAUCUGUCACAAAUAUGAACGCCGUGCUCUGCGUCCAAUAAUAAGUGUUCAAUAUUUUAAUAAUACCUUCUUUAUAUAAUUCAUUGAGUCUGCAUCUGAAUUUUAGUAGGAACGAGUAACUACUGUAUACUUAUGGCGUUAUUCAUAAACGCGUUACCGGUCUGAAUUAGCUAUGAAUCGUUUGUCUUUAUCUGUCAUUUUGACUUAUGUAUUUGUAAGAAAGGAAUAAAACAUAAUUUAUCUAAAUCAGGCCCGUAAAAUUAUUUGAAUAAGGAUGUUAGUUUCCAUACAGAGUUCUGAUUCAUCUGCAUUAUAUAGGUUGUAGCACUUUACGUCUAUGGCCAAAGAUUCCAUGAUUGAAUAAGAUGUGUAACGAACUCACUAAGAGUUUUGAUCACCGACGCGGAACCUAAACUUUCAUUUCAUAUCAUUUAUUAAUUCUAAAAUCAUUACCAAAAAAAGAAAAUAUCGUUGCAAAAAAGAUUACCUGUCUUCGCUUUUUACUUGUCAUUGGUUAGUGUUAUUCUUUUCCGUAUCUUGUCCAGUGGGCCCUCGCCGAACCCUAAAAAUUAGAAUUAGAUUUAUAUGUAAAUACUUCUCUUUGCUACUCGCAUAUGACUAUAUUGCCGCCUCAUACGUGUAGAAUUUGGACUGGGUGUGACAGCAAUACGAUUGCGCGUGAGUGACAAAGACAAUAUCGGUGACAGCUCUUUAUAAAAACCAAUUAAGUUUAUUUGUAUUUCGUAUUUAAGAGCCC
Messenger RNA from Cydia splendana, 2493 nucleotides. RefSeq names its product N(G),N(G)-dimethylarginine dimethylaminohydrolase 1. Gene Ontology annotation, molecular function: amino acid binding; dimethylargininase activity. NCBI's taxonomy places the organism in Eukaryota, Metazoa, Arthropoda, Insecta, Lepidoptera, Tortricidae. The record is from RefSeq and is a predicted model, not a curated record. The transcript is spliced from 5 exons. Bases 69 to 869 code for a protein of 266 amino acids. Gene Ontology annotation, biological process: arginine metabolic process; positive regulation of nitric oxide biosynthetic process.